Molecule: messenger RNA, 3712 nt
Organism: Phycodurus eques (leafy seadragon)
Lineage: Eukaryota; Metazoa; Chordata; Actinopteri; Syngnathiformes; Syngnathidae
Gene: trim25
Product: tripartite motif containing 25
Exons: 8
Coding region: 107-2053 (648 amino acids)
Molecular function (GO): protein binding
Source: RefSeq, a predicted model, not a curated record
UUGCCAACCGCCACAGUCAUGUGACGAAAGGCUCAGCUUUGCUUUCGUUUUGGUGAAAAGUGGAGUUAAGUUUCGCUUUGUCCCGUCAGCCUCAUGUUGAAGCAAGAUGGCGGACGUGGACGACUCCGAGCUGUCUCUGCUCAGCCUGAGCGACGAGCUGACCUGCUGUAUCUGCCUGUGUACUUUCGACAGCCCGGUGACAAUCCCUUGUGGCCACAACUUCUGCCAGGAGUGCCUCCUCUCCACUUGGAAGGAAACCUACAGCUGUCCGCAAUGUCGGACCCACUACCCCACCAAGCCGGAACUGAAGAAAAACACUGUCCUCAGCGCCGUGGUCGAGACCUUUAAACUGCGGUCGACCAAGGACGAGGCGGAUGCGUCCGCUUCCGGAAUGGCGCCGAGCAAAGCGGCCACAGUUGAAGCCAUACGCUGUGAUACGUGUAUGGAAGCAAAGGCGGUCAAGACGUGCCUGACCUGCAUGGCCUCCUAUUGCGACCAGCACCUGCGGCCGCACCGCGACAACCCGGUGUUCCGCGUCCAUCAGCUGACCGAGCCCCUCAGCGACCUGUUGGAGCGCAUCUGCCCGGAUCACCACAAGCUCAAGGAGCUCUUCUGCACCGAGCACGACUGCCUCAUCUGCGCCCUCUGCCUCCAGCAAGUGCACAAAACCUGCGACUUCAUCCCACCCGAGCAGCAAAGGACCAAGCAAGAGUCCAACUUGAGACAGAAGUUGGGUUUCGUUGACAAGAAGGUUAAACAGAACGAGGCCGUGCUAUUUCAAAUGAGAGACAUGCAGCAAACCCUGAAGGGCAGUGCCACCACCAAGAAAUUGGCUAUUGCUCAUCAGUAUCAACAGAUUCGAGACAUGCUGGCCACUGAGGAGUGUGCCGCUAUGAACGUGGUGGACCAAGAGCUGGAGUCUUCUCAGACCAAGCUCAGGGUUAUCGUGAAAAGGUUUUCUGACAAUAUUAAUAGCUUGAGCGUGGCUAAAGUGGACAUCCAGAGACUACUUGGUCAGCCACAAACAAUGGCCUUUCUGCAGGCUUCAUUUAACCUGCCCAAAGCUGCAACCUUUGAUCCUUACGCCCCUCGAAUCAACUUGGACUCCAAAAGGUUGAUAGCAACCGAGGAGUUUGCUGUUAAUCUGAAGAAACAGAUGUGUGACAUCCUGAAUCAGCCUAUUGAUGCCAGACUACCAUUAAUUAAAACAGAGGAGGAGAAAAUCCCGACAAGAUAUCCCAUAAAGGACCAUCCCCCAGCGGCGAAGGCAGUCAACGUCAAAGCUGACAAGAAGAAGACGCCGCACAAAAAACCCAAUAAACCCAAUCCAUUCCUGCGCGACAGCAAAGAACGGACACAAAAUUUGUCUCGUUCUUUGGAAAACCUCCUGGGGUCUGGUGGGAAAGUAAAACUCAUACCCCACCUGACUCAGACACCUUCUCAACCCAAAGAAAAAACAGAAACGAUGGACCGUUCUUCACACCUUAUCGCUGAAAAUAGACACCAUCUUCUGAUGUAUGGCGCUGCACUCCAUUUUGAUCCAAAGACGGCACACAAUCGCAUCGUACUAACUGAGGGUUUCACCCUGGCAUCUGUAUCAGACCAACCUAAUCCUGCAAAGUACAAUUGCCCCGAACGCUUCUCUGUCUGCUCUCAGGUGCUCGCCUCUCAGGGUUUCAUGCAUGGGUGCCACUACUGGGAAGUCCGGAUUAAUAACAACAACUUCACUGGCGUUGGGUUGGCUUACGGUAGCAUUGACCGCAAAGGUCCCACCAGUCGACUUGGCCGCAACGCCAAGUCCUGGUGUGUGGAGUGGUUUAACAGCAAGCUGUCAGCUUGGCACAACAGCAGCGAGAUUGUUGUCGACCAUACCAAUCCAAAACGUGUUGGUGUGUUGGUGGAUUGUGACUCGGGCUCUGCUGCGUUCUACAAUGUAACAGAUAGAGCCUAUCCCAUCUAUUCUUUCGCGUACCCAUUCACUGAGGCUGUAUAUCCAGCUUUCUGGAUUUUCUCCUCUGAGUCAUCUAUUUCACUGUGCAAACUGCAGGCCUGAGGAACACAUUGACAUUCGCCACACGCCAUAUAGUAGUGGUACAAUAAUAGUCAAUAGUGUGCCAUUGGAAUUUUUGGGGUAUAUCAUUAUCGCUAGUGCAUUUGUCGUUGAAUGGCCAAAGAAAAUCCUUAAGUUUCGUUAUAGGUGCCUGUGUUAGAUGCAUUACAUUAAAUUUUUACAGGUAAUUCUUAAAUGCAGGGGUUAAAAGAACAUUCGAUGCUCUAACGCUAAAUUACAAACAACAAAAAUCUUGCAUUCAAGUCAAUUUAAAAAAAUAAAUAAAUAAGAUGAAGUCACUUCACACUGCAGAUGACUGGCUAAUCUUUUACAAUGCGUAGAAUACAUUACUAAUGUUGUCUUUAAAAGUUCUCUCCUAAACUCUGGUAAGACAUAUUCAGGUCACUUGUAUUGUGUGUGUGUGUGUGUGUGUGUGUGUGUGUGUGUGUGUGUGUGUGUGAAUGAAUGUACCCACCCAAAGUUUUUGGUUUUUGCUACCUGGCAAAACCAAGCAUCACUCACAGCAGAACCUCAAAAGUCGAUCACCUUCCAUUCAGGGACAUUUGUCAACUUCCAAUUUGUUUGACCUUCUAAGCAAAAAUUCCCAUCAAUUAUAUUUGGAAUUUAAAAUCAAUCAUUUUCUGUAGCACUUGUCCUCAUUAGAGUGGAUGAUGAGCUGGAGCCUAUCCCAGCUGAGUUUUAGUGAGAGCCUGUGUUUACCCUUGACAGGUUGCCCGCUAUUUCCAGGGUACGUAUAAACAAUCAACGAUUAAAUAAAAAAAAAACUUUAAACACUCGGGUCUACUUUGACGAUUGAUUGGUAAUAAACCUCACACACAAAUAUUUUAAACCACCACAGCUUUGUGUGUUCAAUGGGCCAAAAGAAAAAGAAAGACACACACAGAAGGAAUCCUUCGAUGUCGACUGACAUGAAGUCUUGUGAGGUAUAUUGAUGGCUUGUGUAAUAUGCUAAUGUCACACAUUAUUGCAGUUCAUUGGCCUAAACUUGAUCAACAUUCCAAGGCAGCGUUUUCCUGAAACGUUUAGUUGCCCUCUCAAUUGUAUUUGUAUAUAAAAAUAAAAUAAAAUAAAAAAAUAAAAUAUAUAUAUAUACACAAAAUAUUAAUUUAAUUUAAUAAUAAAAAUAUAUUAAAUAAAGCACACAAUAUGUCUUAUAGCCUACCAAUCCAUACCGACAGUACAUUGUAUCAGAGGGCCGCUGAAUGGGGCCAACAUGUACAAAAGUGUGCUUAUUGAUUGAGUGUUGUUCUCUUAUCUCUUUGGGAGUGGCUAUAUUUGACUUGGUGGUAAAAUUUAAUACACUGCUACAAUGCUGUAAAUGUUUGCUCGAGCAAAAUAAUUCACUCUUUUGAAUUGUGUUUUGUUGAAUUUCUUUUUCUGCGUCAAUUCCGAUUUGAAAUGUUGUACUUAAAAUAAUUUGUGGUUCUUAAGUGACGUUUUAAGCAAGUCUUAUAUGUUAUUACAUUUUCUGGCUGCCAAUUGUGUGAGUCUGUUUGGUGUUGUAUAAUUUGCAUUACUAAUCAUCAUUUAAUGUCUCUUAAAAGGCUUUCUCAUCGAUGUUAUAUGCCUUUGCAUUGUCAUCACAGUGCAAGCAAUGUAUAUUGAUUAUAAUUGGGAAAAAAAUAAAGUUUCAUAUGAUUA